AUGGGCUUUGUGCAGCUGAAUGCAUCGGAUGAUGCCAGUCUAACACAUAUCCUAGAGGAGUCCAUCAAGCUCCUCCCCGAGGUCACAGACGCUGGGUACACUGGUUAUGCCACCAUUGACCAAGAGUUUGGAGCCAUCUUCAUCAAGCCUAAUAGCACCGUUGAAGACUUUAACAAAAAUUUCGCAGGGUUUUUCAACCUGACUCAACUCCCUGGUAUCCAAGGUGCGGUUGGAGCUCAAGCGUCAACCUGGGACGGAUACGUCGCAAAUAUCCUCCAGGACCCCAACAUUGGCACUAAUAUUCAAGACCCCUCGCGGCUCUUGACCAGGGAUGUGAUUAACAAAAAAGCGGACGAAUUGGCCCGCUUCCUUGUCAAAAAUCCGGGAGGAGGAUUCAAUUUCAGUAAGUGA
Molecule: messenger RNA, 411 nt
Organism: Penicillium cataractarum
Lineage: Eukaryota; Fungi; Ascomycota; Eurotiomycetes; Eurotiales; Aspergillaceae
Exons: 1
Coding region: 1-411 (136 amino acids)
Source: RefSeq, a predicted model, not a curated record